Capsella rubella is the source of this 1331-nucleotide messenger RNA. Its product is annotated as probable serine/threonine-protein kinase PBL12. The record is from RefSeq and is a predicted model, not a curated record. The transcript has 5 exons. Gene Ontology annotation, biological process: protein phosphorylation. Bases 1 to 1275 code for a protein of 424 amino acids. Lineage: Eukaryota; Viridiplantae; Streptophyta; Magnoliopsida; Brassicales; Brassicaceae. Gene Ontology annotation, molecular function: ATP binding; protein kinase activity.
AUGGCAGUGGUCAAGAAGAAGAAGACAUCAUUAACAUCUAUGUUCUUAGGGUGUUACAAAGCAAAGAACACAAGCAAAUACGAAGGAGAAGAGAAGCCUGUAAUGAAAAUAAGAACUUGUCCUGCCUUCAAGAGGCUUUCUUUAUCGGAUAUAAGCGAUCCAAGCUCGCCCAUGUCGGUCAUGGAUGAUCUCUCUCAUUCUUUCACAUCGCAGAAGCUUCGUUUGUUCACGUUGGCUGAGCUGAGAACCAUUACGCAUCAUUUCUCUAGAAGUAACAUGUUAGGUGAAGGAGGGUUUGGACCGGUUUACAAAGGGUUUAUUGAUGAUAAGAUUAAACCGGGUUUAGAACCUCAACCGGUUGCUGUUAAGGCUCUUGAUCUUCAUGGCCAUCAAGGCCAUAGAGAAUGGCUGGCGGAGAUAAUAUUUUUGGGACAACUAAGUAAUAAACAUCUUGUGAAGUUGAUUGGAUUUUGUUGUGAAGAAGAGCAAAGAGUUCUUGUUUAUGAGUACAUGCCUCGUGGUAGCUUGGAGAAUCAGCUCUUUAGAAGAAAUAGUGUAGCAAUGGCAUGGGGAAUAAGGAUGAAGAUAGCCCUUGGAGCAGCCAAAGGCUUAGCUUUUCUCCAUGAAGCAGAGAAACCUGUCAUCUAUAGAGAUUUCAAAACUUCUAACAUAUUGUUAGACUCAAACUAUAACGCCAAAUUAUCAGACUUUGGUCUAGCCAAAGAUGGACCUGAAGGCGAACAUACGCAUGUAACAACUCGAGUGAUGGGAACACAAGGUUACGCCGCGCCCGAAUAUAUCAUGACUGGUCAUUUGACGACGAUGAAUGAUGUAUACAGUUUUGGAGUAGUUUUGUUAGAACUAAUAACCGGGAGAAGGUCAAUGGACAAUACUCGCGCACGGAGGGAACAAAGCCUUGUGGAAUGGGCGCGGCCUAUAUUAAGAGACCAAAGAAAGCUAGAGCGGAUAAUCGACCCGAGGCUCGAGAGCCAGUACAAAAAAGAAGCCGCACAGGUAACUGCUGGCCUAGCAUACAAGUGUUUAAGCCAACAUCCUAAGUAUAGACCUACAAUGUGUGAGGUGGUUAAGGUCUUAGAGUCUAUCCAAGAAGUUGAGAUUAAGGAGUGUGGUGUUAACAACAAAGAAGCAAAGAAGUUUGUUGAUAUAAAGAAGUGUAGACAUCAUCACCGUAGAGGCCAAAGACGUGUGAAUAUUGCUUAUUCAGAUUCUCUAAUUUACAAGGAAUCAAGGGCAAAGCAAAACAAUGACGUUUGAAAGAUAUAUGAUAUUCUCGUUUACUACAUUGAUACUUCAUAAGUGUACUUCCUAUU